AUGUCCACCUGCCCAGUCACCGAAACCCGCCUCAGCCAGAUCGCUGCCGACGUAUGCGCCCUGAUUACGAGACUCAGAAGGCUACACAUACUGACACCGGCCAGGNCUUGCAACAAUGCCUUCAGCAGUGCCACCGCAUACAACCACGCCCAGACCGAGCAAUGGAACUCCGAAAUCAUUAAAUCUAUCCUGACCGCUCUCAUCUCCGAAUCCAAGGGCGAGGUCCAGUACAAGUUCGCCGUAAACUCCACCAUCAUCCAGCACCUUACCGACCCACGUCCUGCUGGCUCUGACGCCCCUACCACUUCCUCAACCGCCACUGUCGGCCGCCGCGGUAUGCACUCUGCCACUGGCGCAUACUGGAACACCGAGAAGGACGGCAUCUGGAACUACAAGUACGAGGGCGGCGAGGCCAAGGGCAUGGAUGUCGUCGUCUGUAUCAUGUGGGUCGCCAACUGA
Aureobasidium vineae is the source of this 459-nucleotide messenger RNA. Lineage: Eukaryota; Fungi; Ascomycota; Dothideomycetes; Dothideales; Saccotheciaceae. The record is from the annotation of a GenBank genome assembly.